AAGAGAAAGAAGAUUUUGUCUUCAAAGUACAGUUAAGAAUUAUAAUCCGCGUGUGUGAGAGUAGAAGAGGGUCGGGAGACAAGUGAUUAUAUGGUUGAUAGCAGCCUCAUUUUAUUGGAACUCUUCAUACACAGUUAAACAGUCAUUAAAUUCUACAGUUGAAACAAGUGCAAGUGUACCGAGCAUAUCAGUUUUAUCGCGCAAUUAUUUUUUAAUUUUACAAUUAUUAAUAUUAUGGAACCACCGGAUUUUGUGAAAAAGCAACUGGACAUUUUUUUGAAAGAGAAAAAUCUUUUGAAUGGAAAAUUUCAAUUUUCAAAUGCCAGCAAGGAUGGUGAUAAUUUUUUGGGUACAUUAUAUCGUACGAAAAUUAACGCCGUCGAGAAUAAUGGUGAAAAUAAAGAAUUGCAUUUAGUUGUUAAAUGCUUUCCACUCGACGAAAGACUUCGAGGUUUUUCCAAAAUUGACGAUAUGUUUCUUAAUGAGAUUGCAUUUUACGAGGAGAGACUACCACUUUUUGUUAAAACACUUGGGGAAUUUAAAUUGACAAUAAGAGGUGUUCCUUUUUACUAUAAAGGUUGCAAAACACCACAAAAUGAGAUCCUGAUUUUAGAAGAUUUGAAACCUCAAGGAUUUGUGUUGAAGGAAACAAAAUUAUUGGACUAUCAACAUGCAAUUCUUGUAGCUGAACAACUUGGAAGAUUUCACGCCUACAGUUUUGCACUUCGGGACAAAAAGCCUGAAGAAUUUGAAAAUUUUCGAAAAAUUAAAGAGCCGUUAUUUUACGAGACAAAUUGUUACGCGCAACAAAUUGAUAUAAUCACUGAUGUUGCAAUUGAGGCUUUAAAAAAUGAAGCUGAACACUACAUUGAGAAAAUUAGGGAGUUGAAAAAAAAUAUGGAAAAAAUUAUUCAGUAUGCUUGUGAUGGUCGAAAUGCCGAACCUUACACCACUUUAAAUCAUGGUGACUUGUGGACACUUAAUAUGUUAUUCAAGUACAAUAAAAAAUCCGAACCGGAGGACAUUCGAUUUCUUGACUUUCAACUGCACAGAUUCAGUUCUCCGGCAAUGGAUAUUCUUUACACUUUCUUCACUUGUCUUACUGAGGAAGUGAGAGCAAAACACUACGAUGAAUUACUACAGCAUUAUCAUGAAUCGUUAUCUGAAUUAUUGACAAAAUUGAAUUGUGAUGUGGAGAAAUUGUUUCCAUUUGAAGUUCUCACGGAGCAUCUUAAACGAUUCGGUGGUUUUGGUGCUUGUGUUUUGCUCAUUGAUCUUCAUAUCAUAACUGCCCAAGAAGGCGAUAAUCCACAGCCUCUUUAUGAUCUCAAUUAUUUGAAAACUCUUCCUCAACUCUUGAAAACUAAUAAACUUUAUUACACUAUGAUGAGAGAUUCGCUGAAAUUUAUGAUCGACAGAAAUUAUUUAUAAUAUAUUUAUUUAACCCUUUUGUGCCCCCGAGAAACCCAGCGAAUGGAUUUUAUUGAAACUUAUUACUCAGGGGUUCUUUGGAGUCGCUGAUUACGAAUUUAAAGUCAGAUUUUCGAAAUUUUGAAAAUUCAAAAUGGCGGAUCCAAUAUGGCGGACGUUUUUUUUAAAUUG
Molecule: messenger RNA, 1602 nt
Organism: Leptopilina heterotoma
Lineage: Eukaryota; Metazoa; Arthropoda; Insecta; Hymenoptera; Figitidae
Exons: 4
Coding region: 235-1431 (398 amino acids)
Source: RefSeq, a predicted model, not a curated record